This is a messenger RNA of Saprolegnia parasitica CBS 223.65, 447 nucleotides long. RefSeq lists its product as hypothetical. The transcript is spliced from 2 exons. Gene Ontology annotation, cellular component: cytoplasm. Lineage: Eukaryota; Oomycota; Saprolegniomycetes; Saprolegniales; Saprolegniaceae. Gene Ontology annotation, biological process: ubiquitin-dependent protein catabolic process. Bases 1 to 447 code for a protein of 148 amino acids. Gene Ontology annotation, molecular function: ubiquitin protein ligase activity. The record is from RefSeq and is a predicted model, not a curated record.
AUGACAAAGGGCGUCCACAUCAACGUCAACGUGCAGUACAAGGCGCUGCCUGGCGCCAACGUCGCCAACGUCAUCCAGGUCUUUGAGUCGACGACAUGGGCCAACUUUAUGGUCACGUACGUUGGCCCGCACCUCAAGGCGUACACACCCGCAAGCACGACGAUCCUUGCGCAGCUCCCGUCUUGGCAGGCCGCCCCCACCGACGACGCGUGCGUCAUUUGCAUGUCGCCGAUGGACGACGACCGCAUCGCGCUGCCAUGCCAGCACGCCUUCCACCACGCCUGCAUCCGCGAGUGGCUCUCGCGCCGCAACACUGCUGCCUGCGACGUUGUGGUGCGCGUGCAGGCCGAGCGGUUAUCGGGACCGGCGUCGCCCCAGAAGACAAGGAAGCGAUCCUUGUCAGCGUCGGACGCGGCCGCGGCGCUCAAGCGUCUCCGCACGGGCUAA